AUAUUUGCCAACAAUUAUGUGGACCUCGGCAAAGUUGACACGGUAGGAUUUGAUUAUGACUAUACCCUUGUUACGUACACGGAAAAUCUUUUGGAGCUUCUUUACGAAAUGGCUCUGGAACGAUUGGUUGAUGAUAGACAGUACCCAACUGAAAUGCUGAAUGUCGGAUUGAAGUUUGAUCCUUUUUUCUCAAUCCGAGGGUUGGCUGUGGAUAAAGAGACGGGAUGGAUAUGCCACUUAUCGUAUACACACAAGGUCGCCGUGGCAUGGGAAGGCCGAGAAAAGCUCCCGACAUCUCGCAUUUACAAAGAAUACCGAGGCAAACGAGCUCUUACGCCUUCUGAGCGGCGAAAGCGUCUCAAACCAUUGAAUGAUCUUUUCAGCAUGGCAGAAUGCUGUCUCAUUGCAGACACAGUUCAAUUUUUCAAGGAACGCCAAAUUCCUUUCUGCCCACAAAAUGUCGUUACCGAUGUUUUGUCUGCCAUUGGUGGAACCCAUAUUUCAGGCGACUUUCAUCGUCUCGUUGCCCAAGAUCCUGAGCGGUACUUUGAUCCCACGCCACAUCUCAAACAAGUGCUUGAUACGCUGAAAAAUUCCGGUAAGCAUCUCAUUCUAGUUAGCAAUUCGCCGUUUUGGUACGUGGACGCCGGGAUGCGAUACGUCCUCGGAAAUAACUGGAGGGACGAAUGGGAUGCCAUUAUUACCAGCGCUGGUAAGCCAAUGUUUUAUACAGAUGACUCCCGGCCGUUCCGAGAAAUAUGUCAAGAAACGCGCCGACUUAUGUUUAAACGAGUAGAACGCUUUGAGAGAGGUAAAGUAUACACUGAAGGAUGUUUGAAAGAGCUGAUGCGACUCAUGGAUUGGACCACGGUAGAAAAUAAGAUUGAAAGCAAAGAUACAUGGGGUAUCUCUAGUGGGUCUCUAGAUAUGGCAACGGCGAACGUUCUUUACGUUGGUGACUCGCUUUUUGCUGAUCUAGUUGACGCAAAACGAGAAUUCAGCUGGACAACUGCAGCCGUGACUCCGGAAGUGGGGUACGAAAUGGAGCUGCAAACGGAAACUGAUUUUGCCUUGGCACGACGGACCAUUGACUUGCUACUUCAUGCGCUCCGCCUGCUGCAAGACGAACUCGGCACUUCAUUGCGAACGGCUGAAGAUGUAAAGGUGCUCGACUGCCUGGAGCGACUAGUAUCUGUGUGGCGGGACCGCGAAUCUGAUGUUUUGGGCAAUCCGUUUGGUAGUGUCUUCCGGGCGAGAUAUCAACCGUCAUUGUUUGCUCAUUCACUCAGGCGUUAUUGUGACCUUUACAUGACUUCCGUUAGUAGCCUACGACACUACAGCCCACAACAUCGUUUUUACCCAGAGCAAAAUCAUCUG
Molecule: messenger RNA, 1377 nt
Organism: Phaeodactylum tricornutum CCAP 1055/1
Lineage: Eukaryota; Bacillariophyta; Bacillariophyceae; Surirellales; Neidiaceae
Exons: 2
Molecular function (GO): 5'-nucleotidase activity
Source: RefSeq, a predicted model, not a curated record